AUGUUUAUCCUAGACCUCCCGGGGGAGCUUCAGCAGAGAGUGGUCGAACAUGUCACAACACAGACAGAUCUCAAAUCGCUGUGUAUGACUUGUUCAGCUCUUCGUGUCCUCGCCAAUCCGAUACUGUAUAGACGCAUCGACUUGCGUUUAUGGAGUCAACGAGCGGUUGAGUGUCUGCAGCGUUGCAAUUUGGCAGGCGCGGGUCUGAACCUUCAGUACACGAAGGAGCUCAUCGUAGAAGAUGAGCCCGUUGGCGAAGAACUCAGAUCGAUCCAUACCGGCCGUAUCCGCCUACCCGCUCCAGAUCGUGGACCUCGGAACCGCUAUCUCACCGAGUCUCAACAAGACGAUAGUGCCUAUUCCUUCUUGCAGACCAUGCAUCAUAACAAACUGGAGCGCUUGUGUUACCAUUCACGGCGCUCUCUGUCACCGAUUGUGAAAGCGCAUCUUAAUGGAUACCAGCACAGAUUGAAAGACCUGCAAGUAAGCUUUUAUACUGAUCCUAAAACGCCUGAGCAACUCCCACGAAUAUUCUGCGGUCUGCAGCGUCUCGACCUAUAUCUGACAGAGUCAACCAAUAUCGCCCUUCUAUUCGAUAACAUGGAAGUCGUAGGCGCCAACUUGAAGCGUUUAUCCUUGACGGCAGCAGAUCCCCAGACAACCGAGAAUCAGCUGUAUGCCUGGGCGAUGGGCGAACAGAACGACCUUACCCGCUAUACACCUCGACUCAAAGAGCUCAGAUUAUCUAAGAUGGACUUCUCAGAUACAUUCGAGCAGCUAUCUCGGAUCAUCGAUUUCCAUCGAUUGAUUCGCCUCGAACUCCUGGUAGAGAGCUGCGGCCUUCACCUUUUCAUAAAGGACCUGGCCAACAGCAUAUAUACUGGCAGUGGAGAGAUGAACAGGCUCCACCUGAAGCAUAUUGCCAUCGAGUUUGUGCCCGAUCUUGAUGAGCGCCAGGCAAUCGACCUCAGAGAUGCUAUCGAACUCAUCAUCACCGCUUGCGGCCCAAUCGAGAGCUUUCAUGUGCGUUACCCGGAAACCAACCCUCUCAAGAUCACCCUACUGGAUUUCUUGCAGGCGCUCAGUCUCUCCAAUCACAACUUACAGAGUCUGAGCAUCUAUUGCGAUGAGUUCGAGACGCUCCAAUGGGAUGGAGUAGCCUCGGAUCUAUUACAGUGGGUUUCUGUAAGCUCCUUGAGUAAAGUGAAACAGCUCGCAGUGUACUUUGGCGAGUCAGCGAUGCUUGGUGGAGACACGACAAACAAUUACGCUACACUGUUGCAAUCUUUGAGAAGGUUUCCACAGCUACGCCUGCUACACCUCCACGUACCGGACUGCGAUCGCCUGGGAAGAAGCGAACACAAUUCCAACGCUGAGUGGGAUUCCUCGAUAUUGUCUAUGCAGCUGCAAACUUUCGCCAACCAGCUCUUCGGGGAUUUGAAUGGAGCAGGCGCGAAGCUAGAUGCUUUGGUCAUUGGACAUUUGGCGACGGUCGAGGCGAUCAUUACCGAUGCGGACUUUGUGAUUCCGCUUCCACAGCAGUGUUUCGUCAAGGGCGAGCAAAGAGACAUCCUCGGCCGUACUGUCGCUGUCGGCGUACCUGUUACGAGGAUGAUGUUGCGAGCAACUCAGCCGUAUACGGACAUUUUGGAUAUCGAUCAUCCUAGAACACAUGAUGCGUAUGAUGCGUGGGCAGGUAAGGCAAUGUGA
This is a messenger RNA of Alternaria burnsii, 1710 nucleotides long. RefSeq lists its product as uncharacterized. NCBI's taxonomy places the organism in Eukaryota, Fungi, Ascomycota, Dothideomycetes, Pleosporales, Pleosporaceae. The record is from RefSeq and is a predicted model, not a curated record. The transcript is spliced from 4 exons. Bases 1 to 1710 code for a protein of 569 amino acids.